Molecule: messenger RNA, 1380 nt
Organism: Aphidius gifuensis
Lineage: Eukaryota; Metazoa; Arthropoda; Insecta; Hymenoptera; Braconidae
Product: eukaryotic translation initiation factor 3 subunit G-like
Exons: 3
Coding region: 873-1280 (135 amino acids)
Molecular function (GO): RNA binding
Source: RefSeq, a predicted model, not a curated record
AAUAGCGUCCCUUAUUUUUUUUAUUUUUUUUUUGCAAUGAGAGCGUUCGAUAGCAUUCGAUAGCUGGCCGAUUCUAAAAACCCGGCCAAUGUUUCAUCAUGGUUUAUUUAAUAUGUUUGUAGUGUCAGCACUGCUACAUUAUAAUUUCAAAUAUUUGUAUAGAUUUCUUUCAUAGCGAGUUUUUGAUUUAUCAAGUUGUAUUCCUGUUAGCCGAGGCCCAGACUAUUUUUUUUUUAUCGUAAUAAUAAUUUUAUUACUUAUACUUAUUAUUCAUAUUAAAAAAAAAUUACUGACUAAUAUUAUUCUCCUUCGUUCACUAAAAAAACAUCAACUGACACUAAUAUAGACAAGUAUAUGGGGUUGUUUGAAAUUUUCUUAUAUUUUAUUUGAACUGUCGCCAUCUUGAAAAACCGAACCGAACGAGGUUUUGGAAUUUACCCCUGGGCUGCCCUGAGCGUCAAAAAAAAAAACACACAGAAAAAAAAAAAAUAGACAUCUCCUGCGUUUUCUUAUUUUUUCUUUAUCUAAGUAUAUUGUUAUUUAACAAUAAUGCACAAUAAUGUUUAACAAUAUAUUCACAAUUAAAAAAUAGCAAUUAUUAAUAAGACAUGUUAAUAAAAUACAUAAAUACAAUAUAAUAUUUAGCUUUUUAUUGUUUAUUAAAUUAACAAAAAACAAAAACACAAAAAAAAAAAGGCGCAAUAAACCAGAAUUGUUUUUUUUUUUAUUGCGUAGUUGUGAAAAAAUUGUGUGUGAAGCAGUGUGAAACAUCAUUGUCUCAAAGAUUUUAGUUUAAAUAAAAUAAGUUAAAAAGCAUUAAUUAAAAUUUAUUAAAUUUGAUUGUAAUAACAACAAAAUAAAUAAUUCGUGAAAUGGAACAACGAGAAUCCAAAAAUUGUCGUUUUGACAUAUCAAUGUCAGAAAAUGAUCCAGAACGUGAUAAAAAAAAAUUACAAAAUCAAUUGAAUCAUCUCAAGAAAAGUAUUGAUAAAAAAAAAGAAAAAGGACUUGAUUAUUUACCACCAAAAAUCACUGCUAAAUCUGAAGCAUCAAAUAAAAAAAUACCACUCGGAAAGUCAAAACUUGUUAAACCAUUUGGCCAUGUAAAAAAACUUUAUAUUGCCAAGGAUUCUUCAACAAACAAAUGCAAAGGUUUUGGAUACGUACAUUUCAAAUCACGUGAUGAUGCUAGCCGAGCAAUUGCUCAUUUAAAUAACUAUGGAUAUGAUAAUUUGAUUUUAAGUGUUGACUGGUCAACACCAUCAGCACAACAACUCUAAAUAAUUUCUAACAAAUUCAUUAAAAUAAAAUGUAUUGAAAGGUAUUUUUUAAUUGUCUUUUUUUUUCUUUUAUUUUUUAAUAAUUUUUCACUAACUUGUU